Messenger RNA from Vespa mandarinia (Asian giant hornet), 734 nucleotides. RefSeq names its product globin 1 (gene Glob1). Gene Ontology annotation, molecular function: oxygen binding; heme binding. The record is from RefSeq and is a predicted model, not a curated record. NCBI's taxonomy places the organism in Eukaryota, Metazoa, Arthropoda, Insecta, Hymenoptera, Vespidae.
GAAACUUCCAUUUUUAUUUUUUAAAUCAUUUUAUUAAAUAUUAUAUUUUGAUAGAAAUCAUAGAGAACAAAUUCAUGCAAAUUUUUUAUAUGAAAUUAUAGUUUUAAUCGAACGAUUCGUUUUGAUUAAAAAAAAAAAAAGAAAAAAAAAGAAAAUACAUAUAAACAAAAUUUUUUAUAUGAAAAAUUGUAAUAUUCUUUUAUAAAUCCUAUAUAUAAAAUGAUGGCAACAUUUAAUCGUUUUUUCGGAUUUUGGACAAAUGAUUCUAAAAUUGACGAAGCUACAGGACUCACAGAAAGACAAAAAAAACUUGUACAGAAUACGUGGGCUAUUAUAAAGAAAGAUCAAGUUGCAUCCGGCUGUGCUAUAAUGUUGGCCUAUUUCAAGAAAUUUCCGGAACAUCAGCAAAGUUUCCCAGCAUUUAAAAAUAUGCCAAUAGAUCAACUAAAUAACAAUAAAAAAUUUCAAGCUCAUUGCGCAGGUAUAAUAGCUACAAUAAGUACCGUCAUUGAUUCUUUACAAGAUUUUGAUCUAUUAGUAGAAAACGUAACUAUUUUUACGGAAAGACAUAGGAAACGUGGUCAGACUGUAAAAUCGUUUGAGGAUUUAAAACCGGUAGUAGCGGAAGUUCUUCGAGAAGCUUUAGGAAAACAGUUCACAUUGGAAGUAGAAGAAGCAUGGAAUAAAACAUUGGACGUUUUCUUUUCGAAAAUAUAUGAAAUUUUGGGUUAAAA